Drosophila innubila is the source of this 825-nucleotide messenger RNA. Its product is annotated as acidic leucine-rich nuclear phosphoprotein 32-related protein. NCBI's taxonomy places the organism in Eukaryota, Metazoa, Arthropoda, Insecta, Diptera, Drosophilidae. Gene Ontology annotation, cellular component: extracellular matrix. The transcript has 2 exons. The coding region runs from base 1 to 825 and encodes 274 amino acids. The record is from RefSeq and is a predicted model, not a curated record.
AUGAAGAAGCGACAACGCAUAACUUACCACGCAGCUGAAACACCAAAGACGUCAACAUUUGUCAGUUAUUUGUGCUUCCGUGUUACGACUUCGAAUUCGAAUUCGACGGCGACUUUGAAUGUGGCACGCGUUAAGCGGCAACUGUUGACCAUCUUCGGCUUGUGGCUGAUGAUCUGCUCAGCAUUUGUUGGCUGCUCGGCCGUUGGUUAUUCAUAUUCGAGGUUCGAGGGUCCGGUGGUGGGGCCAGAGCGGCUGGUGACGGUGCCCGAUGCCUAUGGCGGUGGCACGCACUCCGAUUAUGUGGCACGACCCGAAUACAGCUUCGCCUAUGGCAUCGAAGAUGGCCAGACGCGUGUGCUACAAAAUCGCAAAGAGACGCGCAAUGGCGAUGAGGUGAGAGGCGUCUACAGCGUAGUCGAUCCUGAUGGCACCCUGCGUGUGGUUAAAUACACAGCAGACGAUGCGAAUGGUUUCCAGGCCGAGGUUAUCACCAAUGGCAUUGCACGUUUGCAUGGCCAUGGCAACGACGGGGAUGGAGGCGGUGCAGCUGUCGAUGAGCAAGUGGAGCACAAUGAAGUCAAUCAUCAUGCAGCUGACGAUCAAGAUGAUGAUGAUGAUGAUGAUGAGGAGCAACAAGAAGCACCAAAAAAGGGCAAAGGUCAGUAUAAAGUGCAUGAGGACUAUGACGAAGGGGAACGCGAUGGUGGUGAGGAAAGAGAGGAGAAGGAAGGCGGCGGUGAUCAUGAGGAAUACGAGGGCAGCAGCGAGGAAGGCUACGAGGAUGCAAAUGCUCAACAGGAGCAGGAAAGCAGCGAGGAAUACUAA